Molecule: messenger RNA, 2999 nt
Organism: Boleophthalmus pectinirostris (great blue-spotted mudskipper)
Lineage: Eukaryota; Metazoa; Chordata; Actinopteri; Gobiiformes; Gobiidae
Product: serine/threonine-protein kinase Kist-like
Exons: 7
Coding region: 869-1732 (287 amino acids)
Biological process (GO): regulation of protein export from nucleus; peptidyl-serine phosphorylation; positive regulation of translational initiation
Cellular component (GO): nucleus; neuronal ribonucleoprotein granule
Molecular function (GO): ATP binding; RNA binding; ribonucleoprotein complex binding
Source: RefSeq, a predicted model, not a curated record
GACACAACCUAGGCAUUCGUGCAUGGCUUUAUGUGAUAUCUGUGAACAAGCUGGCUUUUUUGAACAAUUCCUUCACGAGAACAGUUGGAACUGAAUCUAAUAAGAAAAAAAAAAUUAUGCUUUUAUGCUUUAACUCUGAACCUACACAAGAAUCAGCAAUGAAGCAGAGGAGGCAACACGAGUCACAAAAAAAAUAUUUGUCUUAGUAACUGUUAAUUUUUAAUAAUAAUUAUAAUUAUUAUAGUGCAACACCCAAGUUUGAACUAUUUAAACAGGUCUGAGCCUCGGUCAUUUUGUCAGUUUGUAGAUAAAAAUUAGUUCUCACAUGGUUUCUGUCUUAUAACUAAGUAUAAAAGAGCCAGUCUUUUGAACAGAAAGGAACGCAUCCAAAAGAUUCAGAUCCUAUAAAGGAGCACUAGCUCAAAGCACCUCAGUUUAGGGAUACACCAGUACCGAUAUUGGUAUCGAAUUUUGGCGUCGAUCCAGGAAAAUUUGGAUCGGGUAUCGGCUCCAUGAUAUUGGUUCAGCUGAUAUCCUGGAUGGGCCAUUAAGUGAAUGUAAUAAGAUUGAUGCUGGCCCAGAAAGUCUCAUAAUGUGUGAACUUUUAUUCAUACAAAGCUGUUCAAUAGUUACUUAAAUAACAGUUACAGAACACAACUGAAUCAAUAUUGUUAGAACUUAACUGUAUUUUUUUGGGGGAAAAAAGGCCAUUCCUACACUGGUAUCAGUUUAUUUCCGAUAACAGCAGUUACUUGAAGCCACAGUAUUACUAUUGUUAUCAUAAUUGAAAAAACUGAAUCUGUGCACCCCGGUCUCUGUUUGUGGGCUUGUAUGCUUUCUGUCCCAUAGGCUGCAGCAGGGCCACUCCAUGUGGCUAGUGCAGCACUGUGCUCAAGACGUGCUGGAGGCUCUGGCCUUUCUCCACAGAGAGGGCUAUGUCCACGCUGACCUCAAACCUCGCAACAUGUGGAGUGCAGACGACCAGUGCUUCAAACUCAUCGACUUCGGCCUCAGCUUCAAGCAGGGCAACCAGGAUGUGAAGUACAUCCAGACGGACGGGUAUCGGGCCCCUGAGGCUGAGCUGCAGAACACUCUCGCCCAAGCUGGAGUGGAGCUGGAGGUCCACUGCACUGCAGCCGUGGACCUGUGGAGCCUGGGCAUCAUCCUCCUGGAGAUGUACUCAGGAGCCAAGCUCAAGGACACAGUGCGCUCACAGGAAUGGGAGGACAAUAGUGCAGCUGUUAUUGACAAGAUCUUCGUCAGCAAGAGUGAGGCGCACCCUGCUAUUCCUGUGUACCACCUCCGAGACCUGAUCAAGAGCAUGCUGCUGAAGAGCCCUCAGCAGAGAUGCACUGCGUCUACAGCACUGCUCAGCCCCUUCUUCAGUAUCCCUUUUGCUCCACACAUCGAGGAGAUGGUGUUGCUGCCGUCUCCUGUCCUGCGCCUGCUCAACCUCAUCGAUGACAGCCACCUGCAUAAUGAGGACGAGUAUGAAGAUAUCCUGGAGGACAUGAAGGAGGAGUGUCAGAAGUAUGGCUCUGUGGUGUCUCUGCUCAUCCCCAAAGAGAACCCCGGCAAAGGACAGGUCUUUGUGGAGUACUCCAGCUCCAGUGACGCCAAAGAGGCCCAGAGGCUGCUGACGGGACGCACCUUCGAUGGGCGCUUUGUGGUGGCCACCUUCUACCCCCUGAGAGCCUACCGGAGGGGCUACCUCUACCAGACACUACAAUGACACUCCAUUCCAACUGCUUGACUAUAGUUUACUCAUGAUGUCAUGUAUUGUUUUAAGUCUGUGUGGUUCUCUAAAGACCAACAGCAUGUCCCAGCCCCAGGCUUGACCUUUGAGUGUGUCAUUGGACAGGAGGACCCCUGCUGUGUCCUAACGUGUACACACUGCAUAUUAGUUUUCUUCGAGUUGAUGAUCAAAAGCCUUCGUCUCUGCCUAAAUGAGAUAGACAUAGAUCUGUUGUAUUGCAUUUAUUGAUUUUCCAUUUUAAAUGAAGUGUGAUGAGGUCUGUUAAAGUGCCUUUUAAAUAAAUAUCAUUCAUAAGAAAACUAUAAAUCUAUCUUUUAUCCUAUAGAAAUAUAUCAUUGGCAUUGAUAAAAUGUUAUUGAUGGAAAAAAAGACCUCUUAACACAAGUGCCAAAAGGGUGUGUGGUAUAAAUUAAAUGCAAGAAAUAUCUUGGAACCGUUGGUUCUCAGCAGUUAUUUAUUUGUGUAAAAAGACAUGUGCUUUUUCUGGUAUUUCAUUUUAAAAUAUAACAUAUGUAGAUCAUCGUUUACAUUGAGUUGUAAACCACAAUAAUGGAUGUUUAGAGUUCAGACAUAAAAAAAUAGAAACUGAUCUUGACUUUCUGUUCAAAAUUGCAGAUCUGAGAGACACCUCUUCAAUUAUGUAAUUUCACUGAAACGGUGAGCUGUCCUUGACGUGGUUUAAUUUUGAAAAGUGGCUUUGUGACAUUUUAGAACCCUAUAUCUAUCACUCUGAAUUUUUCAAAUGAUCACAGGGUAGAUGGUGUUCUGAGAACGACCUUACACACUACUACAGCCCUGUGUGUGACCCUUACACAUUACUACACCCAUGUGACUGACUACAGUCUUGUGUUGUGUGUGACCCCUACACACUACAGUGAAGAUGCAGUAGGCCCAGACUUUUCCACAUAAAGAGCACAAAAAGUAGUUUCUCUUUGUUUAUGCACAUGUAGAAGACAGACUGUAGCUCUGACUUUGCCCAUGUCUCCCUACCCGUUAUUGCUUUGCCUGAGAUGAAAAUGUGCAACUAUGAAACAUCUUGAAAGUGACUGUGAAGCCCUGGAUAUAGAAAUGAUAACCUAUUUAUUUUUAUAUUCUCCCAAGAAUUCCAGUGUUCUGUAUUGUAUGACCAGCUAUGUUCAUUCUGUGCUUCUACUGUUGGACUGUACCUUAUGCACACAGAGCACUCACCCAUAUUUUACUACUUUGUAGUUCUACUUAAUAAAGUGCACUUCUGCUUCCAGUA